Molecule: messenger RNA, 4302 nt
Organism: Acipenser ruthenus (sterlet)
Lineage: Eukaryota; Metazoa; Chordata; Actinopteri; Acipenseriformes; Acipenseridae
Product: transferrin receptor protein 2
Biological process (GO): transferrin transport; endocytic iron import into cell
Cellular component (GO): external side of plasma membrane
Molecular function (GO): transferrin receptor activity
Source: RefSeq, a predicted model, not a curated record
GGCUAACUCAGGAGCAAAGGAGAGAGGAGCAGAGAGAGGAGUAUUUACACAAGAGAAAUAAGUGGCAGAUUGACAGACAUCCUCCACUGUAGCCAUGGAGACGUUGAGAAGCCUUCUCUUUCGGUCCGCCCCUCAGUCCCGGGGGUCUCGCUCGAUCUACAAGCGCGGCGCCGGGAGGGGCGGGACCCUGAGCCUCGACGGGCGUGAGGAGGAGGAGGAGGAAGAGGGCGGGGCCGAGAUGAAGAUGGUCGAAGCUGAGCCCGACAACGACCCCGAGGUGCCCUCUCUGACCCGUGACAUCACCAGCCUGGUUCUGCGCAGACCCCCAGACCACCGGAGGGCACUGCUGUACCUCGUACUGACUGGUCUGAUUAUCUUUAUAGCGGCCUUCUUGCUCGGGUACCUGGCGUUCCGCAGGUCGUGCUACUCCUGCUCGGAGGGGGGUGCUGAGUUUGUGUCGGUGGACGACCCCCCCAGUUCGGACUCUACCCUUCAGGGGGGCGUGCUGUACUGGGCGGGGCUGAGAGACAUGCUGCAGAAAUACCUGGGAGACGAAUCCAUCGAGAAGACAGUGCGUCGGUUCAGCCAGUCCCCUCACCCCCCCGGCUCUGCGGAGGGGAAGACUCUGGCUGCAGAGGUUCUGGACACGUUUAAGAAGCUGAAUCUGGACCACACCUGGACUGACUCCCACUACGCCAGGCUGCAGUUCCCUGACCGGAUGAAGCCGAACUCCCUGCAUGUUGUGGACAGCGCGGGCCGGACCGUUGGAGACGUUGCUCUGGAGAGCUCUGCUGUGUACUGCGCCUACAGCGCCACGGGGAACACCACGGGGAGUCUUGUCUACGUGAAUUACGGGCGGAGGGAGGAUUUCGAGGUGCUGGAGAAACUCGGGGUGCAGGUGAAGAACAACAUCGUCAUCACCAGGGUCGGCAAGAUCAGCUUCGCAGAGAAGGUUGCGAACGCAGAGCAGUUUGAGGCUGGGGGGGUGCUGGUGUACCCCGAUCCCGCGGACAUACCACAGGACCCCAGGGGGCUGGGUCUGUACAGCUACACUGCCAUCUCUGAGCAUGUCCACCUCGGGUCAGGUGACCCCUACACCCCUGGCUUCCCUUCCUUUAACCACACCCAGUUCCCUCCCAUCCAAUCAUCCGGCCUGCCCAGCAUCCUGGCUCAUCCAAUCAGUGCCAACGUGGCUUCCAAACUGCUCAGUCAGCUGUCAGGCCCGGACCCUCCCAAGUCGUGGCGCGGACGCCUCCCCUACGUGACCUACAGACUGGGCCCCAGUUUGACCAGUGCAGACCAGCGGAGGUUCAGACUGGGAGUCAAUAACUACAUGAGCUCCGUGCUCAUCAAUAACAUCUUCGGAUCUGUGGAGGGCAAGGAGGAGCCAGAUCAGUACAUCAUUCUCGGAGCUCAGAGGGACUCGUGGGGUCCUGGAGCCGCCAAGUCCGGGGUGGGCACUGCCAUCCUGCUGGAGCUGGCGAGGACCUUCAGAGCCAUGGUGCAAAACGGGUUCCAGCCCCGGAGAAGCUUGCUGUUUGUCAGCUGGGAUGCCGGGGACUUCGGCAGCGUGGGCGCCACCGAGUGGCUGGAGGGUUACCUGACAAUGCUGCACCUGAAAGCGGUCGCCUAUUUCAGUCUGGACAGAGCUGUGCUGGGGGAUGACCGCUUCGUUGCUUACACAAGCCCCCUGCUGGCUAACCUCAUCGAGGGAGUCAUCAAACAGGUGGACAGUCCCAAACACCCGGGACAGACCAUCCACUCCCAGCUGCUGAGACAGGGACGACACUGGAAGAGCGAGAUAGUGAGAGCCCUGUUUCUGAACAGUGGCGCUUACAGCUUCACUGCAUUUGGGGGCGUGCCAGCGAUGGAGAUCAGCUUCACAGAGGACUCCCGCCCGUACCCCUUCCUCAACACAGAGCUGGAUACCUUUGAGAACCUGCAGGUGGCGCUGCAGGGCAGGCUGGGGGUGCUGGGCCGCGCGGCCGCGGAGAUCGCGGGGUUGAUGGCGCUCAGACUUGCCCACGACCGCAUCCUGCCCCUGGAGUACUCGUGCUACAGCGAGAGCACCCUGCAGUUCAGCGCACAGCUAAACAAGUACAGCAAGGAGCUGCAGUCCCGCGGUCUGACCCUGCAGUGGAUCUUCUCCGCUCGCGGGGAUUAUAACCGCGCCGCGGACGAGCUGCGCAGAGCCAUCCUGAACAGCGACGAGAGCGACGAGAGGCUGGUGCGUCUGUACAACAUGAGGAUCACGAGGGUCGAGUUCUACUUCCUGUCCCCGUACGUGUCCGCGACGGAGACGCCGUUCCGUCACAUCCUGCACGGCCGGGGGCCCCACACGCUGGGGGCCCUGCGGGAGCACGUGGCCCUGCUGAGGGACGAGCCCGGCCGCUUCGACGAGGCCAGAUUCCGCAGGCAGCUCGCACUGCUCACCUGGACCCUGCAGGGGGCAGCAAACGCACUGAGCGGGGAGGUGUGGGACAUCGACAACGCCUUCUAGAGAGAGGAGGAGAGUGUGUGUGUAUGUGCGUGUGCGUGUCAGUGUGUGUGUAACAGUGUGUGUGUGUGUGUAAGUGUGUGUGUAUCUGUAUGUCUGUGUGUGUGUUUGCGUGUGUCUGUAUGUGUAUCUGUGUAUGUAUCCGUGUGCGUCUGUGUCUGUGUGCCUGUGUGUGUGUGUCUGUGUGUGUUUAAGUAUGUCUGUGUGUGUGUGUUUGUUUGUCUGUGUCAGUGUGUGUCUGUGUGUAUCUGUAUGUCUGUGUGUGUGUGUGUUUGUGUGUCUGUGUCAGUGUCUGUGUGUAUCUGUGUGUCUGCGUCUGUGUGUGUGUCUGUAUGUCUGUGUGUGUGUGUGUUUGUGUGUCUGUGUCAGUGUGUCUGUGUGUAUCUGUAUGUGUGUGUGUCUGCGUCUGUGUGUCUGCGUCUGUGUGUGUGUGUAUGUCUGUAUGUGUUUAAGUGUCUGAGUGUGUUUGUGUGUGUGUGUGUCUGUGUCUGUGUCUGUGUGUGUGUGUGUGUGUGUGUGUGCGUGUGUGUGUAAUCUUGUGCAGUGUAAUUUCCUGCAGUACUAUGAUUCUGUUCUGUGUAGUUUGGUAGCUGCCGCAGUGCCCCCUGGUGGCUCUGUUGUUAAUUGCUUGUUAAUUCCUCAGUGGCUGAUCAUGUGAUUCUUUUUUAUUGUGAUAAUGAAGCCGUUUCCGAUGUAGAGUAAUUAUCGGGAGCAGUGCCUUCCAUAAUUAUGACAGUUAUACUGUCGUCCAAUCAAAAAGCAGCAUCUGCUAACAAUGGGAAGUGAUGUCAGAGGGCAGGUGGGCGGGGCACAGCUGGAGGACCAAUCGGAAGCAAUGAGGUCACAGUUUAGAACUGCAGCAUGGUGUCUAUAUAAAGUCUGGUGCGCUGGCAUUGCCCGCUGUGGGCUGGGCAGAGCCUGACUGUGCUGUAUGACAUCACAAAACCCCAUUUAUAUAACAAUCUCCCCCUCGUGUGACCUCAUCACCUCUCCUCUGACGUCACAGUACGCUGCCAAACCAGUUUGUUAAUUGGAAACCAGCAGCACCAGUAAGACUUUUCAGGGAACUGGAAAACUCAGUAUAUUAUCGGGAACAGUGAGUCCCAUAAUUUAUUACUAUUGUCGUUAUUGAUAAUUACAAUUAUUGAUUACUGAUUUGUGGGCGUGCCUUUGAUUUGUUUGUAAGCUUUUUACUCUGCUGUUCCUAGAGCUCAGAGCUCCCCUCAAUGAAGUCUGUUAUUAUUAUUAAUAUUGAAAUGAUCAGGAGCCAGGAGUUUGAGCAGGGUUACAAACUCACACUAGCCCUGCUGCUGCUGCUGCUGCACCCAGUCCUGGGGUUCAGAGCUCCCCUCAAUGAAGUCUGUUAUUAUUAUUAAUAUUGAAAUGAUCAGGAGCCAGGAGUUUGAGCAGGGUUACAAACUCACACUAGCCCUGCUGCUGCUGCUGCUGCACCCAGUCCUGGGGUUCAGAGCUCCCCUCAAUGAAGUCUGUUAUUAUUAUUAAUAUUGAAAUGAUCAGGAGCCAGGAGUUUGAGCAGGGUUACAAACUCACACUAGCCCUGCUGCUGCUGCUGCUGCACCCAGUCCUGGGGUUCAGAGCUCCCCUCAAUGAAGUCUGUUAUUAUUAUUAAUAUUGAAAUGAUCAGGAGCCAGGAGUUUGAGCAGGGUUACAGACUCACACUAGCCCUGGGGUUCAGAAGCCCCCCUGUUCUGUUUUAUUGUUGAAACGAUACUAACCUGCCUCUGUGUUGCUGCUGUGUUUUGCUCUGAAGUGUCUGAAUAAAUAAAUAUAUUACAUCAUUGAAA